Mercenaria mercenaria is the source of this 598-nucleotide messenger RNA. RefSeq lists its product as uncharacterized. The transcript is spliced from 5 exons. The coding region runs from base 98 to 541 and encodes 147 amino acids. NCBI's taxonomy places the organism in Eukaryota, Metazoa, Mollusca, Bivalvia, Venerida, Veneridae. Gene Ontology annotation, molecular function: calcium ion binding. The record is from RefSeq and is a predicted model, not a curated record.
UUAUCUAUAACAUAUUUCGCAAUAUUCUCGUGACUUUUAAAAGAUAUCUGCUAUAAAUUAGCUUUGUCGCCGGCAGAACGAUCAAUAAGACAUCAACAUGUUGGCAGUGGCAGUCGUCUUCGUAUGCAUUGCUCUUUGCAACAGUGCAACAUAUCAGAUUCCUCAUGGUCACGAUCUGAAAGUGUUAGUUGAUAACGGUUUUAGGGCAUAUGAUACAAACGGAGAUGGUCACCUGACAUUUCAAGAGCUUGGUAACAUAUUUUACAAAGAGGAUUUGAAUCACGAUGGAAUUCUUUCUCUGGCUGAAUAUGCGACAUACUUUCAAACAACAGAAGAUGUUCUAGCUCCGAUAUUUAACGUAUGGGAUAAAGAUGGAGACGGCUAUGUAUCAGCAGAUCAUUUGGCAGCCUUUGCACAUUUGUUCGACCCAAAUGGUGAUGGCAUUGUAACGCUACACGAGUACGAACAUUACAUGACAGGGUUCCUUGAGUGUGUUUAUGGUCAUGGUGAACACGGACAUGGACAUAACUGCGAUCACUAGUCGUACCUCAAGAUGUCAUACUGUGUUCUCUGAAAUUGAAUAAAACAAUUUCUUUGA